AUGUUGGAGGGUGACACAGGGACCUUGACAGCAGCACAGACAGAUCCCCCCAGAUCUUCACUGACUGUGACUCCAGACAGUCCUGUAUUCACUGGAGAGACAGUCAAUCUGAAGUGUGUGAUUGAGUCUUACAGUAACUGGAGAUAUGAGUGGUAUAAAGACACAGACAGUGUAAUGUUACAGACGUCUGGUCGUUACACUGUAAACAGAGACACUCUCACUAUCAGAGGAGUAAUUACAUCUGAUCAGGGUCAGUACUGGUGUAGAGGACGGAGAGAUCAGAGACCAAACUCAUCACAAUCAAGAUCUGUUCAUCUCUCUGUGAAGGAUAAACCGAUGCCGACUCUGACUGUAAAACCCCAGAGUUCAGUGUUCACUGGAGACACAGUUACUCUGAGCUGUGAUGUGGGACAGUUAACUGGAUGGACAAUUCACUGGAGAAAAGACUCAAACCCUGAAUCCACGACUGAUGCAACUAAAACAAUCAAGUCUGUGAGAGACUCUGAUGAAGGAGAAUACAGGUGCAGAGCACGACGAGGAAACUACUACAGCGAGUUCAGUAAUACAGUUAAGAUUACAGUAACAGUGAGACCCAAACCUGUAGUUGGUGUUGAUCCUGAUAGACGUGUGUUCAGAGGAGAGACGGUCACUCUCACAUGUGACAUACAGCAGACAGGAGUCUGGCAGUACAGCUGGUAUAAAGACAACAAACAAGAUUAUAUCAUAGGACGAGACCAGAACUAUAAAAUCCCAUCUGUGGAUCCGUCUCAUAGUGGUGUGUACAGCUGUAGAGGAACUCAGACACAAGCACCAACACACACACAGAUGAGUGACGGAGUUACACUGACAGUAUUAGAUUCCCCCAGAUCUUCACUGACUGUGACUCCAGACAGUCCUAUAUUCUCUGGAGAGACAGUCAAUCUGAAGUGUGUGAUUGAGUCUGAUUACAGUAGCUGGAGAUAUGAGUGGUAUAAAGACAGCACAGAAGUGUCUCAACAUCACACUGUAAAUAGAGACACUCUCACAAUUAAACAAUCUCAAACAUCUGAUGCUGGUUUGUACACGUGUAAAGGACACAUAGAUGGAAGAUCAGUCUCAUUACACACAAGCUCUGUUUCUCUCUCUGUGAUCGGUGAGUUUGAUAUCUUUGUCCUCUUAAGCUUAUUUGACUCAUCAUGAUGAAAGUUUAUGACACUCUUAGGGGGCUUUCACACUGGCAGUUUAGUGCGGAACAAGGCAUGGUUUGCAUGAAAAACCGAGACUACCUGGAAAAGGUGGUAUGAGUUCGGUUGCUCCCGAACUGUGGCACGGUUCGAGUGAAUGUGCAAGCAACACUGACUCAGGUGCGCACUUGUUCAGGAAGUGAAGUAUCCUGCGCAUGCGUAACACUGUCGAUAUCAUUGUUUCCUCAACACACUAGAGAGCCGAGGUUGA
This is a messenger RNA of Carassius auratus (goldfish), 1434 nucleotides long. RefSeq names its product basement membrane-specific heparan sulfate proteoglycan core protein-like. Gene Ontology annotation, cellular component: external side of plasma membrane. Bases 1 to 1179 code for a protein of 392 amino acids. NCBI's taxonomy places the organism in Eukaryota, Metazoa, Chordata, Actinopteri, Cypriniformes, Cyprinidae. Gene Ontology annotation, molecular function: transmembrane signaling receptor activity. The transcript is spliced from 5 exons. The record is from RefSeq and is a predicted model, not a curated record. Gene Ontology annotation, biological process: cell surface receptor signaling pathway; immune response.